Mesorhabditis belari is the source of this 294-nucleotide messenger RNA. NCBI's taxonomy places the organism in Eukaryota, Metazoa, Nematoda, Chromadorea, Rhabditida, Rhabditidae. The record is from the annotation of a GenBank genome assembly.
AGUUAUUACUGGAAAUUGUACACCCAGAACAACAUGAUUCUCAACAAUUUGAGAGAACGUUAUCGUCAGAAGCUCAAAGACAGUUAUAAGACCUUCAAGACACCCAGUGAGACGGGAGUUGAAGUCUGGAUUGAGGUUUGGGUGCAAGAAGUGAAUGCGGUAAAUGAACUUGCUUCCGACUUCGACAUGGACAUUUAUGUCACUGAAUUUUGGUGGAUCAGCCCCUCAAAUACGAGCAUCUCCAACCCUUGCAGAGUACAAUCUGUCACUCAAUUCAGAGGUGAACAAGAUCAU